UUGGCUACGAAUUCUCCCAGUGAAAUGAGAGUUUACAACAAUUACAUAGACUAUAUCAUCAAAAUCGUAUAUACCAUUUUGCUACCCCUUCUGAUAGCAGUGAUAUUAGUUUCUGUAGAGGGAGUGUAUUUUAUAAUAUACCAGUCAGACGGAUGGACGGUGCAGCGACAGGUUGGAAAUACGUCAACAGGGAUGAACCAUUUGUUCGUCCUGUAUCCUACUGGGAGUUUAAGUGAAAGUUUUCUCUUCACUUUCAUUCUACCCUUUUAUAUGGUAUCCAUCGGUUUAUUUAGUUUCUUUGCUUGGCACACUUUCAAUACAGCCUUAAUGCGAUACAUUUCCUUCCGUCUGGAUGUGGUGAAAUACAGACUCGAAAAUAUGCUGGAUUACGUGGAUAUUUUACUGAAAAACUCACAACCUGCCGAAUCUGCUCCACAACUACCUGAGCUUUUGAAGGCUAUUCUCAUCAGUUGCGUUGAAGACAUUACUGAAGUUAGAUUUUUUACAAACGAAUACGAACUCGUUUCACGAAUAACUCUUUUCUUUGAAUCUUCGACGAUAAGUGGGUUACUCUGCAUGCAAUUGUAUAUUAUAUCCAAGGAUUUCUUCUCAGGAUAUGGAGUGUAUCAGUUUUGGUGUGUAGCUACUAUUGGAUUACUUUGGCUUUAUUACUGGCAUGCUGAUGAAAUAUCACAAAAGAGUAAUGAAAUAACCAAUGCCUUGUACUCCUUCAACUGGUAUGAAGCACCACUUCCCCUGCAGAAAGAUAUAGCCUUAUUCAUGGGUUCAUCAAUGAGACCAAUAAUUAUGAAAAGCGGCUUUAUUAAUAUGAAUGUGAAUACAUUUUUCACGAUACUGAAAACUUCAUAUAGUUAUUUCACGUUACUACAAAAUUUUGCGAAAUGAAUUGAAAAAGAGAAAAGUUAAAUAUCCAGUCUAUGAAGCUUUAGAUCGAAUGUUAUUGCACUUUUAAAGAGCUUGCACUCGCACAAAAAAAAAAGAAACAAAAUG
This is a messenger RNA of Hermetia illucens (black soldier fly), 1011 nucleotides long. RefSeq names its product odorant receptor 56a-like. Gene Ontology annotation, cellular component: plasma membrane. The record is from RefSeq and is a predicted model, not a curated record. The coding region runs from base 25 to 906 and encodes 293 amino acids. Gene Ontology annotation, molecular function: odorant binding; olfactory receptor activity. NCBI's taxonomy places the organism in Eukaryota, Metazoa, Arthropoda, Insecta, Diptera, Stratiomyidae. Gene Ontology annotation, biological process: detection of chemical stimulus involved in sensory perception of smell; sensory perception of smell. The transcript is spliced from 7 exons.